AUGUCUUUCGACUGCGGCUUCGACAUCUUCCCCUCUCUCCCCCCUACCCCCGAGAACAAAACCCGCUACGCCGAAUUCCUCGACGACAUAACCACCGUCUACAAAACCGACCAAGAAUCCCGCCUCCUCGUUCUCCCCACCGACGCCGAUUUCCCCAACUUCCUCGACAAGCGAUUCAUCCACUUCGUGCUCACCAACAACCCGCGAAUCCCCGCUAACCCCAACAACUGCGAUCUGUUCCUCAGCCUGCGCACCUCGAGCGUCUUCGACGCCGGCACGCUAGACAGCAUAAAGGAGAUCGCCUCCAUUGCGCGACACCAUUUUGGAAGCCGUGUGCACUUCUGGACCAAUCAGAGCGAUAUCUAUACAAGGGGCGAGGUCAACCGCGCGGAGUGGGAGGUCUCGAAGAGAAAGGAUGCCUCGGACUCGCAGUGA
Molecule: messenger RNA, 435 nt
Organism: Fusarium oxysporum Fo47
Lineage: Eukaryota; Fungi; Ascomycota; Sordariomycetes; Hypocreales; Nectriaceae
Exons: 1
Coding region: 1-435 (144 amino acids)
Source: RefSeq, a predicted model, not a curated record